Molecule: messenger RNA, 864 nt
Organism: Adineta ricciae
Lineage: Eukaryota; Metazoa; Rotifera; Eurotatoria; Adinetida; Adinetidae
Source: the annotation of a GenBank genome assembly
AUGCGUGGUAAUCAGCAAACGACCUCGUUAGAAAGUGGUCUGCCAACUGUUGGAUCGAUUGUUUGGGCUGCUGGUCGUACUCGAGCACAACAAGCUUUCAAUCUUUACGCUAAUCUUGACUAUCUCCGUCCAUAUUUCGAUGUAGAACCGAAAGAUGUUAUUCAACGGUUGAUUCGUUCAUUGGUACCUCGUGGUUCGUCACGCGAAGAAAAUAUCAAACCGGAAUUGUAUGGACCUUCGAUGAUUGCGUUUACUCUGGCAGCUAUCUUGAUCUAUCAGAUGAAACUAUCAAGUCAUUCCGUGCAAGACGGUACAUUAAUCGGAACAAGUUUUCUUGUUUGUUUUGGUUAUUGGAUUGGUUCGAGUUUUGCUAUAUCAUCAUUUUCCUAUGUCUGUAAUACACAACUUAGUCUCAUGCAAAUUCUUAGUAUUAAUGGUUAUGCGCUUUUCGGUCAUUGUUUGGUUUUAUUCUUAGCAACGUUUAUUCAUACCAGUCAUGAUCAUUUCUUGUUCUAUGGUCUUUGGCUUGUGGUAGGCGGUCUAGCUGCCAUUCGAAUGGCAAUGGUUAUCACAUCUCGAACGAUUAAUCCACAAUAUCGUGUUCUUCUUGGUCUUCUCAUCAUUUUCGUUCAUAUGGCCUUCUUACUUUAUCUACAUUUUGCUUACCAUCAAUUAGCUGAAAAUGUGGCUCAUGCUUUAAAUAAUGAACCAACUGCGGCAGUUAAAUUACCAGUCAAGCCGACUAUAUCCAUCGUUGCGGAAAUACCAUCUGUCAAAAAUUUGACUCGACAGAUACGCAGUAAUUUCAAGAAUUCCAGUAAAAUCAUAUCAACAACAACAUUAAACAUGACUGCUAAAGCUUAG